GUCCGACUGCAGCGCAAAGCUGUUUUCCGAUCCUCCAAACAUCGAUGCACCAGCCGAGAGCUCCGUGACUGGAGGUAUCGACGCCAGACCGAGAAACAGCAAGACAAAGGACCGGUCCAAACCGCAUGACAAACCAGGCUCAGGAACCGCUCUUGCUCCAGCCGUUGAUCCAUCAUCCCUACCGAUUACUGCGAUGCUUCCGCCAUCCGCGACUGCCGGCCUUCCCUUGGGCUCCCCGCUUCCGGUCGCCAGCCCAAACGCAACAACGACGGCAGUGGCCCCAAAAGCAAGUCAAACCCAGGCCUCGUCACAGCCUCAAGCGGUAACGGAAAAACCCAGAAAGUCGGGAAUCUUCUCGCGGAACAGAUCGCAGGCCUCCAAAAGCGGGUCGUCCUCGGCCAGUGGUGCGCUGUCGCGAGAUUCAAUUGCCUCUGCCAACAAAACGCAGCCGAUACCAUCGACUGCGAUCCCGCCGAUGGCACCGAGCCUGCAGCUCUCCCUACCCAAGAGCGGGUUUGAGAUUGUUCCGCAAGACGGCGAGACUCUUCUUCAAUCGGAGAGCCAGAGCUGGUUACCACCCAGAGUGACCCAGGGAACAGCACCGGAUACCAAAUCGCCAGCGCCGUCUGACGACCCGGAGCUUGAGAUGGUUGGCACAACCUUGGAAGAGUCCCGGGGUCUGAACCAAUAUGUGGAUCUUGAGAGCCUUUCGGCGGUGGAAUAGCUCACCUGUCCUGGGAAAUCAUCCAGCAGCGCGGUCGUUGUUGUCGCC
This is a messenger RNA of Polychytrium aggregatum, 772 nucleotides long. RefSeq lists its product as uncharacterized. Bases 194 to 724 code for a protein of 176 amino acids. The transcript has a single exon. The record is from RefSeq and is a predicted model, not a curated record. NCBI's taxonomy places the organism in Eukaryota, Fungi, Chytridiomycota, Chytridiomycetes, Polychytriales.